GCCUCCACUGUCGUCGCCUCCACCGACAUCAUCCACUUUCUCUACGCUACCGACUCCUACAGCGACAUCCAGGGCGCCGGCAGCGGCUACGGCGCGGGCUUCACCCUGACCGACAACGAUGGAAACACCAUCUACAACAACGCCGACCCUGGCGGCUAUGCCCCCUGCAUGGACAACAGCGAGAAGGUUCAGUACACCUCGGACUGCUUCACCGGCACCUGGACCUUUGGCUGUGAGUCGGCCUUCGAUGGCAGCCCCAAGCUCUGCAGCGCCUACGACCCGGAUGGAACAGCCUACCCCGGCAAGGCGGACGAGUCUCUCGACUUCAUCGGCAUCAGCGCCGGGAUCACUGGAACCUGCAGUGGGGAGGUUACC
This is a messenger RNA of Aspergillus saccharolyticus JOP 1030-1, 375 nucleotides long. RefSeq lists its product as uncharacterized. The record is from RefSeq and is a predicted model, not a curated record. NCBI's taxonomy places the organism in Eukaryota, Fungi, Ascomycota, Eurotiomycetes, Eurotiales, Aspergillaceae. The annotation marks the transcript as partial. The transcript has a single exon.